Molecule: messenger RNA, 1094 nt
Organism: Drosophila grimshawi
Lineage: Eukaryota; Metazoa; Arthropoda; Insecta; Diptera; Drosophilidae
Product: nucleoplasmin-like protein
Exons: 3
Coding region: 71-535 (154 amino acids)
Biological process (GO): chromatin remodeling
Cellular component (GO): nucleolus; cytoplasm; nucleoplasm
Molecular function (GO): RNA binding; histone binding; chromatin binding
Source: RefSeq, a predicted model, not a curated record
UGCAAAAGUUUUUGCUCAACACGUGCUCGGCGCUCAUAUUUUAAAGCUAGACAUAAAAUAAAUCCGAAUAAUGGCAGAGGAAUCAUUCUAUGGUGUUACUUUAACCGCAGAAAGCAACAGCGUCACCUGGGACGUUGUCGCCGAUGAGGAUUAUGCACGCGGUCAGAAGCUGGUCAUCAAACAGAUCCUACUGGGCGCCGAGGCAAAGGAUAAUGAAUUCAACGUGGUCGAGGUGACCACACUGAAGGACUCGGUGCAGAUACCGAUUGCAGUGCUGAAGGCUGGCGAGACGCGUGCCGUCAAUCCCGAUGUGGAGUUCUACGAGUCGAAGGUUACGUUCAAGCUGAUCAAGGGCAGCGGACCGGUUUAUAUCCAUGGCCAAAACAUCAAGGAUGAUGUUGAGGUGGUCGACAUGGAGGAGGAGGAUGAGGAGGACGAUGGCGAAGAUGAUGAGAUCGAGCAUCCAAAGAAGCGCGCCAAAAUUGAGCCGAACGCUGAUGUCAAAAAUAAUGCCAAGAACCAGAAGAAAAAGUAAAAAAUCAAUAAAACAAAACAAAACAAAAAAAAAAAAACAACGAAAGAUUUGUAAGCUAAAUGUGUAGGUUUUAAAAGUUUUUUUAGGCCCUUUAAACAAUACAAUUGCAUAAACAUAAACACACUUAUAUAAUACUACAUGCAUGCGAUGUAAAACUUAAACAUACUUUUAGUUCCUUUCUCUGAGAUCCUUAAUCAUUCAACAAUUCAAAAAACAACAAACAAAAAAAAGAUACAAAUAUACUGAUGAUGUACUACUUACACUUAAGCAAUAAGCCAGUCUAAUAUGUAACAAAAAAAAAAAGAACAACAUCCCAAAAAACAAAGCAUGCAGCUGCAUAUAUAUAUAUAUUUAUAUAUUUGUAUAUAAAGUAUACUUUGGGUUCUUGAAGUUGUGGCUGUUUUGCAAUUAUGUUUUUCACACAAAACGGCACCAACUUCUUAUCCCAGUCAGGCUUUCUUUCAAUUUUACAAUUGUACUAUGAAAACAAGAACAACAAAACAAACAAAUAAGAAUGCUCUAGUCGAGAGAGCUCGAUAUGGAGAUACACUGAACCCAA